AUGUGUCUGUUCAACAGGAAUGGGGAACUGGGAACCGGGGAGGGACAGGAGCGGAGGACAUCCACCCGGCGAGGGGGGCAGCCUGGAGGGGGGCCAAGGGGGACGGAGAAGGGGCCGUGGCGGGACGGGGUCCCCCAGCUGGGCUGCCCACUGGGGGUGGUGAAGGGCAGCAGAGCCAACGCCGAGAGCCGCGGUGCUCCUGGGCAGGAGGACAUGGCUGGGAUGAGGGAGGACGGUGGGGAGCGGACCCCCUUGCUGGGGGGGACACCCCUCAAGAGGCACGGGGCGGCGUGCGCAGCCGUGCUGGUGGUGGAAGGUCUGGAGCGGGCGGCUUUUUUUGGCAUCACGGCCAACCUGGUGCUCUACCUCACCAGCGGCACCUUUGGCUGGGGGGGCACCCAGGCAUCCCGCGCCUGCCUGUUCCUUCUGGGGGCAUCCUACCUGCUCUCGCCCGUCGGCGGCUGGCUGGCCGACGUCUACCUCAGCCGCUACGGCACCGUGGUCCUCAGCUUCUUGCUGUACCUGCUAGCCACCUGCCUGCUGCCCGUCACCACGUCGCUGGACGGGCGCCUUUCGGCGUGCGGGCAGCUGCCCGCCGCCACCAUCCGAAACUGCUCUUGGCACCAUGGUGGGACGUGCCGGGGGCAGCCCCCCGAGCAGUAUUGUGCCCCCACCAUCUACAGCGGCCUCCUGCUCUUGGCACUGGGCAUCAGCUCUGUCAGAGCCAACCUUACCCCCUUCGGUGCUGACCAGGUGAGGGACCAGGGUGGUGACGCCACGCGACGCUUCUUCAACUGGUUCUACUGGAGCAUCAACAUCGGGGCCGUCUUCUCCCUUCUGGUGGUGGCCUUUGUUCAGCAGAACAUCAGCUUUCUGGCCGGCUACCUCAUCCCCGUCGCCUGUCUUGCCUUGGCCUUCCUCAUCUUCCUCCUGGCCACCCCUACCUUCGUCACCAAGCCCCCCACAGGCAGCCAGGUCUCUGCCAUGAUCAAGCUGGCCCUGCAGAUUUGCGGCUGCACCCGGCUGGGGGGCACGGGGGCCAGGCUGAGCACUCGCCGAUGGGAGGCUGGGGACCCUCUCCCCAACAGCAGAGCCCAACCUGGAGCCCCGUCGCCUGAGGAAGACCUUGCCAACUUCCGGGUGCUGGUCCGGAUCCUGCCCGUGAUGCUGACCUUCAUCCCUUACUGGAUGGUCUACUUCCAGAUGCAGUCGACAUAUUACCUGCAGGGUUUGCACCUGCACAUCCCCAGCAUCUUCCGACACAGCCAGGACCGUGCCAGCACCCUCCAGGGCUAUACGUUCCCAGAUGCUUGGCUGCUCCUGGCCAAUGUGGUGGUCUUGCUGGUCUUGGUGCCCCUGAAGGACCACGUCAUCGACCCCUUCCUAGCCAAGCGGAGGCUGCUGCCGUCGGCUCUCAAGCAGAUGGCCCUGGGCAUGUUCUUCGGCCUUGCCUCCAUCCUCACAGCAAGCAUCCUGGAGCGAGAGCAGCUGCAGUACGUGCGCCACAACCAGACGGUGCUGCAGCUCGUCGGCAAGGACCGCUACCUGGCCGCCACGCUGCCCAUCUGGUGGCAGGUCCCCCAGUACCUGCUCAUCGGCGUCGGCGAGCUCUUUGCCAGCAUCCCUGGCCUGGAGUUUGCCUACGCUGAGGCCCCCAAGUCCAUGAAAGGAGCCAUCAUGGGUCUCUUCUUCUUCAUCUCCGGGGUGGGCUCGCUGCUGGGGUCGGGGCUGCUGACCCUCCUCUCACUGCCCACCCACGGGUGGACGCACUGCCCGGAGGACAGCGGGAGCAUCAACAGCUGCCGCAUGGACAACUACUUCUUCCUGCUGGCGGGGAUUCAGUCGGUCGCCUGCCUGCUUUUCACCUGGAUCUCCAGGCGCUACCAGAGCCAGCCGCUGCGGAUGGGUGCCCCCCACCUCUGCACGGGGCCGGAGGACGACUCGUAUGGUGCCACGGGGGGGUGA
Haliaeetus leucocephalus (bald eagle) is the source of this 1965-nucleotide messenger RNA. RefSeq names its product solute carrier family 15 (oligopeptide transporter), member 3 (gene SLC15A3). The record is from RefSeq and is a predicted model, not a curated record. The transcript is spliced from 8 exons. NCBI's taxonomy places the organism in Eukaryota, Metazoa, Chordata, Aves, Accipitriformes, Accipitridae. Gene Ontology annotation, biological process: transmembrane transport. Gene Ontology annotation, molecular function: transmembrane transporter activity. Bases 1 to 1965 code for a protein of 654 amino acids. Gene Ontology annotation, cellular component: lysosomal membrane.